Diachasma alloeum is the source of this 1200-nucleotide messenger RNA. RefSeq lists its product as uncharacterized. The transcript is spliced from 7 exons. Gene Ontology annotation, cellular component: plasma membrane. Gene Ontology annotation, biological process: sensory perception of smell; detection of chemical stimulus involved in sensory perception of smell. Gene Ontology annotation, molecular function: olfactory receptor activity; odorant binding. NCBI's taxonomy places the organism in Eukaryota, Metazoa, Arthropoda, Insecta, Hymenoptera, Braconidae. The record is from RefSeq and is a predicted model, not a curated record.
AUGGGGCAUUCCAUGUGCAAUCAUGGGAUCUCAAACUUGAUGGUCUUGGAUAUGUUACAGCACAUCAUAAGUAAACAAUCAAGUCCAAAGUUUGUAAUUCAGUGGAUUAAAUUCACAACUUGUUUUAUGUUCACGUGGCCUCCAAAUCCAAAAUCAAUACGACUUACGGAAAUUAUUUUCAAAAUAUGUUAGUGGAUUGCCUCAAUUGUCGCUGUAACAAACGCUCUUCCAUUGUUCAGCACGGCGUACCAAUAUCGGAACAAUUUCAGCAGAGUCACUGAAUGUUUAACUAUUGGAUUAUGUUCUACUCAAGUUGUGUUGAGAUUGAUCAUUGCGAACCAUAAUUAUCGCCGCUGUCAGUAUCGAAUUGAAGACAUGGAGACUUUCGUGAAGAAUGCAAAACCCCACGAACGAGAAGUAUUAACGACUUACGUGAAGCGAGUUGCUCCAUUUUACUUCCGAUAUAAUAUUAUGGCUGUUGGCGCAGCUCUGACUUAUGCGUUUAGUCCUUUCGUUAUGGAUCAGCCGUUACAGAAUUCAGCAGAAUUCCCCAUUUCUGUAGAUGAACAUCCUGUUUAUGAUAUAGUUUUCGUAUUGCAAGCAAUAGGAGGGGCCAAAGUCGGUUGCGGUGCCGGUUUCUUAUGUCAAUUCUAUCUGCUUCUUUGGUAUGGAACAAUUCAACUAGGAUUUCUUGCUGAGAAAAUUGAGCACAUAACCAGUUCACAAGAACUGGCAAAAUGCAUCUCUAUACAUCAGCGUAUCUUACGGUAUAUCGAAGAUGCCAUCGAAAUCGCACGGCCUGUGGUAGCAGUGAUGCUCGCAAUGACAACGAUAUCCAUUGCAUGUGGAGAAAUUCAUAUAGUUGGAAAUGGGCCAGUCCUUAAAAAACUUCAAUAUACUUUGAUACAAAUUGCGUACGCUUCACCAUUACUUGGUAUUGCAUGGGCCGCAGAGAAUUUAAUCGCAGUGAGUGAAGGAGUGAAUUGGGCGUUGUACAGCUCUUCCUGGAUUCGAAAUUCGAAGAAAUUGAAUACGGCUGCAAUUGUCGUGAUGCACAAGUGUCAGCAUUCCCCAAAAAUAGUGAUCGGUGGAUUAAUGCCGAAAUUAUCCGUGGAGUAUUAUGCAAAGUAUAUGUCUGCAGGAUAUUCCUUCUUCGCUAUGUUACAUUUUAUGCUUGAGAAAUUUGGGGAGAAUCGAUAG